Olea europaea var. sylvestris is the source of this 480-nucleotide messenger RNA. RefSeq lists its product as uncharacterized. Gene Ontology annotation, molecular function: methyltransferase activity. Lineage: Eukaryota; Viridiplantae; Streptophyta; Magnoliopsida; Lamiales; Oleaceae. Bases 1 to 480 code for a protein of 159 amino acids. The record is from RefSeq and is a predicted model, not a curated record. The transcript is spliced from 2 exons. Gene Ontology annotation, biological process: pectin metabolic process.
AUGUCUAGAAGGCCCAAUUCCACUCGUCGCCUUGCAGACAGUGGGAGCAUUCCAUUUGUGGGUUCAUUGCACCCCAAAUCACGUCCAUCUCCACUAUUAUCUGUAGGGCUUCUUGUUGUGGAUGGAAUAUCUUUGUUUGAGAAAUUUAACCAUGCAUGUGCAGGUGGUGUUUCAUGCACUCUAGAACUUCAGAAAUUAAUUCCUAUUCUUAAGAAAACAUAUGGUGACAGCAUGAGGAAAGUGUUGCACGUAGGCCCUGAUACCUGUUCAGUAAUCUCUCAACUAUUAAAAGAAGAAGAUAUUGAAGCUUGGGGUGUAGAGCCAUAUGAGUUAGAUGAUGCUGAUGCUACCUGCAAAAAUCUUGUACGGAAGAGCAUUGUGCGUGUAGCUGAUAUCAAGUUUCCUCUUCCCUACAGGGCAAAGUCAUUUUCUCUUGUCAUAGUGUCUGAUGCAUUGGAUUACUUGUCGCUUGUCAUUUAG